Molecule: messenger RNA, 1994 nt
Organism: Trachymyrmex cornetzi
Lineage: Eukaryota; Metazoa; Arthropoda; Insecta; Hymenoptera; Formicidae
Product: ATP-binding cassette sub-family G member 4
Exons: 11
Coding region: 75-1730 (551 amino acids)
Biological process (GO): transmembrane transport
Cellular component (GO): plasma membrane
Molecular function (GO): ATP binding; ABC-type transporter activity; ATP hydrolysis activity
Source: RefSeq, a predicted model, not a curated record
AAAAAAUUUCAGAGGAGAAAGAAAUCUUGCAUGGGAUUAGCGGAAGGCUCCCUAGCAAACAGUUGAUCGCUUUAAUGGGACCAUCCGGCGCGGGAAAAUCCACGUUACUUGACAUUCUGUCCGGUUUUCGGACAACCGGAGUGGAUGGUUCCAUAUAUGUUAAUGGUCGUAUUCGACAUCUUAAUAAUUUUCGGAAAUGCAGCGCGUACAUCACGCAAGACGAUCGAUUGGAACCCCUGCUCACCGUGGUCGAAAACAUGAGGGUCGCUGCCGAUUUAAAAUUGCCUUCGAGCACACCAAAACACAAGAAAGAGAUGAUCAUCGAAGAUAUUCUUACGACACUUGGCUUAUACGAACAUAUGAAUACGAGAUCCGGUCGAUUAAGUGGCGGUCAAAAAAAAAGGCUCUCCAUAGCUCUUGAAUUAGUCAAUAAUCCCACAGUGAUGUUCCUGGACGAGCCAACUACAGGUCUGGAUAGUUCAUCUUGCAUGCAAGUCGUAAACUUGCUAAAAAUAUUGGCUCGACAGGGAAGAACAAUAAUUUGUACUAUCCAUCAGCCCAGUGCAUCUUUAUUUCAAUUGUUCGACCAGGUGUAUGUGUUGACGAAUGGAGACUGUCUGUAUCAAGGAGCAACGAGCAAACUCUUGCCAUAUCUGGAAAAUAUGAAACUGCCAUGUCCUAUGUAUCAUAAUCCGGCAGAUUACAUAAUUGAGCUUGCUUGUGGCGAGUACGGUUACGAGAAAAUCAAUACGUUGAUAAUGGGGUCGCAAAAUGGACGAAAUUUGCAGUGGUUCGACAAUCCAGAAACCUUGAAGGAUGCGAAAAGUUUAAGAGCGGAACAUCCUCUGAGAAAUGAAAUAAAUGAUGACAGCGGCUUACACGCGACAAAUCUCGUUCAUCAAAUCAAGAUCUUGCUAAGGAGAGGCUUUAUCAUGUGUAAACGAGAUACGACUCUGACACAUUUACGUAUCGCUGUUAACAUACUCGUCGGUGUAAUGCUGGGCACUGUUUUCCUGCGAUCCGGCGCCGAUGGUUCCCGCGUUUUGGACAAUUAUAAUCUUCUAUUUGCUAUCCUCAUACACCACAUGAUGACGACGAUGAUGCUCACGGUAGUUACCUUCCCAAUGCAAAUGUCUAUCCUCAUAAAGGAGCACUUUAACCGAUGGUACAGUCUAAAGGCGUUUUACACGGCGAUAACGUUGAUUGACGUACCCAUUUCGAUAAUGUGCUGUAUACUUUUCUCGAUAAUCGUCUAUUUUAUGUCAGCGCAACCAUGGGAAAUUAUUCGAUUUUCUAUGUUCCUCGCCAUUAGCCUUUUAAUCAUGUUUAUAGGACAAGGUACCGGGCUUAUGAUAGGUGCUGUAUUUAAUGUCGUGAAUGGCACCUUUAUAGGGCCAACGUUGGCAUGUCCACUAAUGAUGUUCGCUGGAUUCGGAGUAUCAUUACGUGAUCUACCAAGCUAUCUUAAGUGGGGGAGCUAUGUGAGUUAUUUACGAUAUGGUCUCGAAGGGUUUGUCGGGGCUAUCUAUGGGCUGGACAGACCCAUUCUAGACUGUAAAGAAAAGGGUGAGUUUUACUGUCAUUAUAAAUACCCUUCGAAAUUUUUGAAAGAUAUCUCGAUGAAAGGGGACCAAUUCUGGAACGAUAUUAUUGCGCUCGCUACAAUAUUGCUCAUCACACGAUGCAGCGCAUAUUUAUUAUUACGAUGGAAACUCAUGUCAUAUCGAUAAUAUCGAUGAUACUAAUGGAUCUUUAGAAUGUGAUUUUUUGUGCUCCACUACGUAUUUAAGUGACUAUGAGAUUUAAGUACGUACUUAUUAUUAAUUAUACUAUUAAUUUUCCAAUUUAUAGGGUUUAAGUUUUGCUCGCACUGAGAGAAAAGAUUUUGUUAAUUUAGCAAGUCACCAAUACUUAACCAGUGAUCGGUAAAUGUGACAACAAAUUAUGUUGUUGUGAUUGUUGCUAGUCUGCUAUACCAACCAAUUAUUAGUAAC